CUUACGCCUUUGUCCUUAUUCCACACCAUCGGUAGGGGUCGAUAUUUACAAUGCUUACAAACCUCGUUUUGUUUCUGAACAUCCUCUUGUUUCAAUCCUACAAUGCGCAAACAGUAUAGUUCUCCAUUUCUUUGCUCAUAUUGAUAUUGUUUAUAUCUGCGCUGUGGGCAAUGGAGACCUGCAUAGUAAAAUCUCCAUGCUUUCCAUCAUCAGCUCAGUUAUCCACCAAACUAAGCCUUAGGAAGAAAUCAUUACAGAAGGUCUUGUCUUUUAGAUUCAUAGAAUCUCUUAAUGCUAAAAAACUUCAGGGCAAUUCCUCAAAUGGGCAGAUUCUUAGAGCAGUGCCAAUGCAGGAUGGUUUGGCUUCAGCUGUUACUGUUGCAACACCCACAAAGGCAGAGAAACAGAAGUUAUCUACGGCUGUGCCUAUUCCCACGGGCCCCCCUUUGACACCAGUGGAGGAAGCUGGUGCCGGAGAUUUGAUUCAGAAGGGGGUGGAUCCCACUGUGAGUAUCACUGUGGUGGGAGCUUCAGGAGACCUUGCCAAAAAGAAAAUAUUUCCUGCGCUCUUUGCUCUCUAUUAUGAAGAUUGUCUUCCUAAGCAUUUCACUGUAUAUGGUUUUGCACGGAGUAAGAUGACUGAUGCAGAAUUACGUCAGAUUAUUAGUGGUAAAUUGACCUGCAGGAUUGACAAGAGGGAAAACUGUGGAGAUAAAAUGGAGGAGUUUUUACAACGGUGCUUUUACCAUUCAGGGCAGUACAAUUCUGAGGAUGACUUUAGAGAGCUAGACAAAAAAUUGCAGGAACAUGAGGCAGGGAGAGUUGCAAAUCGAUUAUUUUACUUGUCCAUCCCUCCAAAUGUUUUUGUGGAUGUGGCAAGGUGUGCUAGUCGUUCUUCAUCUUCUGCUAGUGGAUGGACUCGAUUAAUUGUUGAAAAGCCUUUUGGUCGGGAUUCUGAGUCAUCUGCUGAACUUACAAGAGGUCUGAAACAAUACUUAUCUGAGGAGCAGAUUUACCGGAUUGAUCAUUAUCUGGGGAAAGAACUUGUUGAAAAUCUUUCUGUUCUAAGGUUUUCCAAUCUGAUAUUUGAACCCUUGUGGUCAAGGCAAUAUAUAAGGAACGUACAACUGAUUUUUUCAGAGGACUUUGGAACAGAAGGUCGAGGAGGGUACUUUGAUAACUAUGGAAUUAUCCGCGAUAUAAUGCAGAACCACCUGCUUCAAAUAUUAGCUCUUUUUGCAAUGGAAACACCAGUCAGUUUGGAUGCAGAAGACAUACGGAAUGAAAAGGUCAAAGUGUUGCGCUCAAUGAUGCCAUUGCAACUUGAAAAUGUGGUAAUUGGUCAAUACAAGAGCCAUGUUAAAGGUGGUGUGACAUAUCCUGGGUAUACAGAUGAUAAGACAGUGCCCAAAGAUAGCUUAACUCCAACAUUUGCAGCAGCGGCUCUUUUCAUUGACAAUUCCAGAUGGGAUGGUGUACCUUUCCUUAUGAAAGCUGGAAAGGCUUUACAUAAUAGACGUGCAGAAAUUAGGGUUCAGUUUAGACAUGUUCCGGGGAACCUGUACAAGAGAAAAUUUGGAACAGACUUGGACAGAGCUACCAAUGAGCUUGUCAUUCGUGUCCAACCUGAUGAAGCUAUCUAUCUGAAAAUUAACAAUAAGAUUCCAGGUUUGGGCAUGAGGCUAGAUCGAAGUAAUUUGAACCUUCACUAUGCAGCAAGGUAUUCUGGAGAAAUUCCUGAUGCUUAUGAACGAUUGCUUUUGGAUGCAAUUGAAGGGGAGCGACGCUUGUUCAUCAGAAGUGAUGAACUUGAUGCAGCAUGGUCUCUAUUCACACCAUUGUUGAAAGAAUUAGAAUCAAAGAAGGUUUCACCUGAGCUUUAUCCAUAUGGCAGUCGAGGCCCAGUGGGAGCACAUUAUCUGGCUGCCAAAUACAAUGUCAGAUGGGGUGAUACAAGUACAGAUCCUCUGCAGUUCUGACUACUUUGGUGUCAGUUUUACGUGGCACUUUGCCAUAGAUAUUUUUCAUUGGUCAAGACAUUAUUGUUGAUUGGCAUGUCUCAAAGAACUUUCUUAUGAUUUGGUGCUAAUGGCAGAGGAUUUUUUUAGAAUUGUUUUAGUUGUGUUCGAAUCUGGCAUUCACAGUAAAUGAUAGAUAAUGAAUAAUCAUAUGGCAGGGCUUUUGCAAAAACCAGGAUGAGAGUUGGGUACAAUUGAGGAGAGUUUAGUUGGGUUUUUGGUGGUUCCAUGUUAAGGAAACGUAGGUGUUAAGGGACAUUCUCUAUGCUAUAUGGUCCUUACGAGACCCCAUAGUGAAAUGAAAACUGAUUACCAACAAUCUAUCACAAGCUUUGUUGCUGGAAAAAUUUCAUGCCUACAAAGCUUUACUUAAGAGAAUCAAGUUCUGUAAUAUAUCUUCAUGUU
Cryptomeria japonica (Japanese cedar) is the source of this 2423-nucleotide messenger RNA. RefSeq names its product glucose-6-phosphate 1-dehydrogenase, chloroplastic. Gene Ontology annotation, cellular component: chloroplast stroma. The record is from RefSeq and is a predicted model, not a curated record. The coding region runs from base 171 to 1979 and encodes 602 amino acids. Lineage: Eukaryota; Viridiplantae; Streptophyta; Pinopsida; Cupressales; Cupressaceae. Gene Ontology annotation, biological process: pentose-phosphate shunt, oxidative branch; glucose metabolic process. The transcript has 10 exons. Gene Ontology annotation, molecular function: NADP binding; glucose-6-phosphate dehydrogenase activity.